CUCCUUGUCAGAGAAUAGACACAGCGAUUUUUUAAUUGUGUUUCAAUCGCAAAAAAACAGUAGUGCCUCAACAAAUUGAUCAAAAUGGUGUCGUUGAAUCCAGUGCAGAUAUUGAAAAAUGAGGCCGAGGAAGAAAAGGCCGAGACGGCCAGGUUGAGCAAUUUUGUGGGCGCCAUAGCCAUUGGGGAUCUGGUCAAAUCGACCCUGGGAUCAAAGGGAAUGGACAAGAUUCUCAUAUCUUCCGGACGCGAUCGGGGACAGAUACAAGUAACGAACGAUGGUGCUACGAUUCUCAAGAGCGUGGGUGUUGAUAACCCGGCGGCCAAGAUUCUCGUUGACAUGUCGCGCGUCCAGGAUGACGAAGUCGGCGAUGGUACCACCUCGGUCACAGUGUUGGCUGCUGAACUAUUAAGGGGAGCAGAAUUGCUGAUCGGACAGAAGAUCCACCCACAAACCAUUAUUGCAGGAUGGAGGAAUGCAGCUGCAGUUGCCCGGGAAGCUUUGAGCAAAGUAGCUGUGGACAAUUCAGCAGAUCCCGAACGUUUCAAGGAAGAUCUGUUAAACAUUGCUCGCACCACUCUCAGUUCCAAGAUUCUGUCACAGCACAAAGAAUACUUCAGCAAGCUAGCUGUGGACGCAGUUCUUAGGCUCAAAGGAUCUGGAAAUCUGUCAGCUAUUCAAAUCAUCAAAAAGAGGGGUGGCACCUUGGGAGAUUCGUUCUUAGAUGAGGGUUUCCUUCUCGAUAAGAAACCUGGUAUGCACCAGCCUCAAAAAAUCACUGAUGCUAAGAUUCUCAUUGCCAACACACCUAUGGAUACAGAUAAAAUCAAGGUAUUUGGCUCAAGAGUUCGUGUUGACUCCAUGGCCAAGAUUGCUGAGCUUGAAUUGGCAGAAAAAGAAAAGAUGAAGGAUAAAGUAGAGAAAAUCCUCAAGCACGGUUGCAACGUAUUUAUCAACAGGCAAUUGAUUUAUAAUUAUCCAGAGCAAUUAUUUGCUGAUGCUGGAGUUAUGGCGAUUGAGCAUGCAGACUUUGACGGUAUUGAGAGGCUGUCUCUUGUAACUGGUGGUGAAAUCGCGAGUACGUUUGAUGACCCGGAAUCCGUAAAGCUGGGAAAAUGCAAUGCCAUUGAGCAGGUGAUGAUUGGUGAAGACACGAUUCUUCGUUUUUCGGGCGUGGCACUUGGUGAAGCCUGUAGCAUCGUGAUACGAGGAGCUACCCAGCAAAUCCUGGAUGAAGCCGAGCGAUCUCUUCACGACGCUCUUUGUGUCUUGACGUCAACGGUUCGGGAAUCGCGAAUAGUCUAUGGUGGAGGCUGCAGUGAAAUGGUAAUGGCAUGCGCCGUGAUGAAGGUUGCCGCUUCUACACCUGGCAAAGAGGCUGUGGCCAUGGAGUCAUUCGCUAAAGCUUUGCAACAACUGCCCACAUACAUUGCUGACAAUGGAGGCUAUGAUUCUGCUCAGCUUGUCAGCGAACUCAGAGCUGCACACAACUCAGGUGCAUUCACCAUGGGCUUGAAUAUGGACAAGGGAGAAAUCGCUUGUAUGAAGAAAAUGGGCAUUACAGAAUCGUGGGUUGUAAAAAGACAAGUGCUUCUCAGUGCAGCGGAAGCUGCUGAAAUGAUUCUAAGAGUCGAUGAUAUAUUGAAGGCAGCACCUAGAAAACGUGUUCCUGAUCAUGGCCGAUGUUAAAUUGUUAACAAAUCAUUUAAUGUUUCAACUCGCGAUUAUCAUUUAGCGAAAAUCGAAACGCGAGUGCGCUUUUUUUGCAACAUAAUUCUUGUCUUGUAAGAUUUUAUUUAACUAAUGCACUUGAACCGAUAUUCCAUUAAACAAAACCAUUUUUACUUACAAGUAAGCUUAACGAAAUUUAAAAAAUUACAAAUUUUAUAUGUUUGUAAAACAGAAGCUCGAUGAAUAAAACGAAUUUUUGCAUAUUUUA
Messenger RNA from Copidosoma floridanum, 1939 nucleotides. It is a transcript of the gene CCT2, whose product is annotated as chaperonin containing TCP1 subunit 2. The record is from RefSeq and is a predicted model, not a curated record. Gene Ontology annotation, cellular component: cytosol; chaperonin-containing T-complex. Gene Ontology annotation, biological process: protein folding. NCBI's taxonomy places the organism in Eukaryota, Metazoa, Arthropoda, Insecta, Hymenoptera, Encyrtidae. Gene Ontology annotation, molecular function: ATP-dependent protein folding chaperone; ATP binding; ATP hydrolysis activity.